GCCGCCGCCUCCGCGUCUCUGCCCCCUCCGGCCGCUCCCGCCGCCUCCGCCCUGCCCUCGCCCAGCGCCCUCCCCCUCCCCCUCGCACACGCACCAGCACGACCGACGCCCUGCCACUCGCGCCCGGCUGCCCGUUCCCCUCGCGACGCCGAUCCCUUACUGAACGAAACACCAAUCCCUCCUCACCCUGUCGCCCUCGCCCAGCCCUUCCUCACAUGCCGUGCCGUACGCCGCUAUCAUCAACGAGAUUGGACUCGAUUGGUGGCGCCACUUACCUGCCCUGCGUCUUCUUCCUCAUGGUGGUCUAGGUAAACCAGACCUUUGGGACACAUGUCUCGUACUAAACAAACCGCUCGCAAGUCCACUGGAGGAAAGGCUCCUAGGAAGCAACUAGCCACCAAGGCUCUCCGUAAGUCUGCGCCCACAACUGGGGGAGUGAAGAAGGCUCACCGUUACCGCCCUGGGAUUGUUGCUCUUCGUGAAAUCUGCAAGUACCAGAAGAGCACUAACCUGCUCAUAAGGAAGCUUCCAUCCCAGAGGCUUGUUAGGGAGAUUGCCCAAGAUUUCGAGACUGAUAUGUGUUUCCAGAGCCAUGCAGUGGUUGCCCAGCAGGAGGCUGCGGAAGCAUACCUGGUGGGUCUGUUCGAGGACACCAACCUGUGUGCCAUCCACGCCAAGCGCGUGACAAUCAUGCCCAAGGACAUUCAGCUGGCUAGGAGGAUUCGCGGCGAGAGGGCUUAGUUUCAUUGCUCUGGUGUGCAUGUGUUCGAUGCAGCUGCAUUUGUGAUGUUGGUGCUUAACAUCUCAGUGUUUUGAACUUUGAAUAGUCAUAGUGUUCGUUUGUGGUGCUAGGUUAGGUGCUUCUGCAAUCUUACUAUGUUUUUAGACUUCAGUCGUUUGCUACCUAAUUCAUCUUAUAAGUGCUUGCCAUCCACCGGAUUGGUGUGUAUCUAGGUUUAUCUGAAUUCUGAAUCUUGAAUUGGUUUUAUUUUAUCA
Panicum virgatum (switchgrass) is the source of this 996-nucleotide messenger RNA. RefSeq names its product histone H3.3-like. The transcript has 5 exons. Gene Ontology annotation, molecular function: protein heterodimerization activity; structural constituent of chromatin; DNA binding. The record is from RefSeq and is a predicted model, not a curated record. The coding region runs from base 331 to 741 and encodes 136 amino acids. Gene Ontology annotation, cellular component: nucleosome. NCBI's taxonomy places the organism in Eukaryota, Viridiplantae, Streptophyta, Magnoliopsida, Poales, Poaceae.